Andrographis paniculata is the source of this 3125-nucleotide messenger RNA. RefSeq names its product probable LRR receptor-like serine/threonine-protein kinase At2g24230. The coding region runs from base 362 to 2824 and encodes 820 amino acids. Gene Ontology annotation, molecular function: ATP binding; protein kinase activity; protein binding. Lineage: Eukaryota; Viridiplantae; Streptophyta; Magnoliopsida; Lamiales; Acanthaceae. Gene Ontology annotation, biological process: protein phosphorylation. The transcript has a single exon. The record is from RefSeq and is a predicted model, not a curated record.
UUCAUCCUUUCUCAUAAUGACGAAUCAUUAAUCCCACCAUUAGCCUCUGCAAAUUGCAAUGCAACAAACAUCAAACGCCAAUGGAUUCCCAUCCAAAUCCAGACUUCAAGAUCGACUAUCAAUCAUACUCGCCAUUGAUUGAUUCCUCUCACGCUUCCCUCCCUCCAUGAAUGACCAUCAUCACCCUCACUAUAUGCUCUGCUCUGCUCAUAAUCAUCAAUUCCAGAAUUUAUUCAUCUCUGUUGUUGUUGUUGCUGUUCUACAGGUUUCCGAUUGAUUCUGUUUCGGUUAGAGAAGUGUGUUGUUAAGCUCUGGAUGAGGACCGUUAAUGGCGGAUAAAUUGAGGAUUUGAAUUUUCGUGAUGGAUUUGGGGGUUUUUGCCCUUAUUUUGUUCCUAACCCUAAUUUUAAACCCCUCGGCUGCACAAGAGCUCAAUUCAGAUGGAUUCUUCGUCUCCAAGUUUCUGCAGAAUUUUGGAAUCCAAAUCCCCAACGCCACGCACUGUUCAUGGAGAGGUGUGUUCUGUGAUCUUACGGGCGCGAACAUCGUCAGAUUGGAGUUCUCCAAUUUAGGGCUUUCUGGGCCGAUUCCUGACAACACGAUCGGGAAGAUGGUUAAGCUUCAGCAUCUAGAUCUCAGCAGCAAUCAAAUCACUGCUCUUCCGAGUGAUUUCUGGAGCUUGAAUUCACUCACUCACCUCGAUCUUUCACUCAAUCGACUCUCCGGUGAGUUAUCGAACAACAUCGCCAAUUUCGCGCAGCUUCGGACUCUCGAUCUUUCUUCCAACAAUUUCUCCGGGAGCAUACCUGAAUCCAUCGGCGUCUUGACGAGUUUAACCGCCUUGAAUUUGAGCUACAACGUCUUCGAUUCUUGGAUUCCGCAGGCGAUUGUGCACUGUUCUUCGUUGGCUUCAAUGGAUCUCUCGGCGAAUAAGCUGAACGGUUCUCUACCUGAAAGGUUUGGCGUUGCUUUCCCUGCGUUGAAGCUCUUGAACAUGGCGGAUAAUGAAAUUUCCAGCAGGGAUUCGCCGGAUUUGUUCAGGAUGAAUUCGAUUCAAUACUUUAAUGUCUCCGGCAACUUGUUUGGUGGUCCGAUCGGCGUCUUCGCCGGAGCUGUCGAGGUCGUUGAUCUCAGCCGGAAUCAGUUUGAGGGCAAUGUAGGUCAGUUAGCCUACAAUCUAUCGAAUUUGGUAUAUUUGGAUAUAUCUGAGAACAUGGUCAAUGGCGAAUUUGGCGUUGAUUUCAGCCAAAUUUCGAAUCUCCGGCAUCUAAACAUUGCCGGGAAUAUAUUCAGCAAGCAACAGUUUGUGCGUGUCGAUACGCUUUCGAGCUUAGAGUAUUUAAACGUAUCGGGAUCAAGUUUAGUAGGCAGCAUCCCCGGCAAGAUUGCCGGAUUAAGUAGCUUGACCGUUCUUGAUGUGUCGAGCAAUGAGCUGACCGGACCGAUCCCGUCUGCCCUGUUGGAACGUCUCCCUGGAAUGAGGAGUUUCAACUUCUCGGGCAACCGUCUCAGUGUUUGCCCGUCGGGUUUCCCCGUCGACAUCCUCGAGACAUCGUUCCGCGGAUUGGUGAGCAUCUGUCCAAUCGCCGCCGAUCCGCAGCGUCUCAAAAGGACAGGUUCGAAUCGUACCGGUGGAUUGAAGCUCGGGCUCGCGCUAUCGAUCUCGUUGAUUGUCGUACUCGUCUUGUUGCUAUUUUUGGCCUUUGGACGUCGUCGGAGGAAGAAUCGGAUGUGGGCGGUGAGACAUGCAUUUUAUGAGGAGGAAUGUAGUUUCGAUUCGGGAUCUUGGGCUACUACGGAUGCCAAACAAACGGCGCCCGUUCCAGUCAACGACAAGCAAGAAUUGUCGAUUUCGGCGCCGGUCAUAAUCUUCGAGAAGCCGUUGACGAAUUUCACAUACGCAGACUUAAUGUCCGCGACUCGUAAUUUCGACCGUAGUAUGUUGUUGGCGGAAGGUUGGUUUGGGCCGGUUUACAGUGCACUAUUUCCGGGACAAGGUUUUCGUGUAGCCAUCAAAGUUUUGGUUCGAGAAUCGCCGAUGACCGAUCGGGAAGCCAUAAAAGAACUCGACUAUCUCGGUCGAAUCAAGCAUCCGAAUCUCGUAACCCUAACGGGAUAUUGCUUAGCCGGAGAUAAGAAACUCGUUAUCUACGAGUAUAUGGACAACGGGAACCUCCGAAAUUUGCUCUAUAGUUCCGUCAAUGGAGGUCAAUCGACGGGUAACGAAAAUGAUCCCGUCAGCGUUAAAGGGUUACUACCAAGUUGGAGGUUCCGAUUCAAUAUUUUACUCGGGUCGGCUCGUGCCCUCGCGUUCCUUCACCACGGUUGCUCGCCGCCGAUCGUCCAUCGAGACGUUAAAGCGAGUAGCGUGUAUCUCGACAACAACUUAGAGCCGAGAUUAUCUCACUUCGGCCUAGGUAAAAUCUUUGGAGACGUGGUCGAGAACGAAAACGUCGAUCGCGGGACGACGGGAUAUUCCGCUCCCGAGCUUCUUGGCCCGGAGAGCGGCGCCCCGUCGACGAAAUCGGAUGUAUACGCGUACGGAGUGAUUCUUUUCGAGCUACUUACGGGGAAAAAGCCCGUUGGAGACUAUUAUUCUGAGACGGAUGAUUCAGAAUUGGUCAGUUGGGUGAGGCGACUCGUGAGGACAAACGACGGGAUUUGUUCGAUCGAUCCGAAGAUUCGCGGGAAUGCGCCGGAGAGGAAAAUGGCGGAGGCUUUGAAGAUCGGGUAUUUGUGCACGGCGGAGGUCCCGUCAAAGAGGCCGAGUAUGCAACAAGUGGUGGGAUUGCUUAAGGAUCUCGAACCAGUCACCGAAGAAUGAACAAUGUUGUUGUGUCUUGAAAUAUUGCUCGUGUAAUGAUACGAGGAUCUUUUGUUAUAGCGUUGACGAUGCCGGGCGUCCUUACGGCGCCGGGCUUGGGUGGCCUGGGGCGUCGGGCGGGAUGGUCGUUGGUUAUAAACUCUUGUUUUUUUUUUUUUUUUUGGAUACAAGCUUAAUUUAUGUGCCCGAUUUGAGCUUUAACUUUGUUUAUCUGGUGUUGGAUACGAUGUUUUGUAUAUUUUGUUCGGAUUUUGUUAUUAAUUUUUUUAAGAACAAUGGUUAAGAUUUUUGGGCACGAUUU